AUGAAUCAUACGCGUGGUCUUAUAUCCACCGCGCAGGCUUUGCGCCAAACCUUCUUUACACCUCUCCAGAGCUCCAGAGUCAGCUUCCUACAGCCAUUUGUCCUUCAGAAUGGUUUACAAAUCAGAAACUUCCAACACUCCCGCUGCCUCGCCCUCAAUAAACCUCGAGCCCCUGUUAAGGGGCCCAUCAAAGACGAAGAGAUUCGCUCUCAGCUGGUGCAGGUAGUCAAUUCUGAGGGAGAUCUCGAUCCACCCGAGCAUCUUGCCGAUGUUCUUGAAUCAUUCGACCGCAAAAAAUACUUUCUGAUCCAAGUGUCUCCGGGUGCUUUCAAGAAGCCACCGGUAUGCAAAGUUAUGAACAAAUUGGAGUAUCGCAAUGCCGAGAAAGCGAAGGAAAAGGCAGCCAAGGCAGCCGUAAAAGCCGUCAAGCAAAUUGAACUGAACUGGGCCAUCGAUGCUCACGAUCUUGAACACCGCUUGAAGCAGUUGGCUGCAUUUUUGGAGAAAGGUCGAAAGGUCGAGGUCAUCUUGACUCGGAAGAAGCACAAGCGACCCCCAACGGUCGAUGAGAUCAAGCAUGUCAUGCAGACUGUGCUGGACACCACACGAGAGGCAGGAGGCACACAAGUCAAACCAAUGGAGGGAGAACCAGGCAAGCGCGUUCUGCUCACUGUGAAGAAGGGUGACAAUUGA
Penicillium pulvis is the source of this 693-nucleotide messenger RNA. RefSeq names its product putative translation initiation factor IF3. NCBI's taxonomy places the organism in Eukaryota, Fungi, Ascomycota, Eurotiomycetes, Eurotiales, Aspergillaceae. The transcript has a single exon. Gene Ontology annotation, biological process: ribosome disassembly; mitochondrial translational initiation. Gene Ontology annotation, cellular component: mitochondrion. The record is from RefSeq and is a predicted model, not a curated record. Gene Ontology annotation, molecular function: ribosome binding; translation initiation factor activity. The coding region runs from base 1 to 693 and encodes 230 amino acids.